CAGAGACCUUCCCUGUCUGCCCAAGGUGUACUAGAAACAUCAAUAUCUUCCCAAGGGCUUACAGAAACUUCCUUGUUACCUCAAGAGCCUCCAGGACCCUGUUUGGAAAAAGAGGCUUUAGGAUAUUCACCAUCCAAUCCAGAAGAUCUUGGACUUUCUGAUUCUUCCCAGGACAGACUAGAAAAACAGGCAUGUAUGCAAAAUAGUGCAGAAAUACCACCUGUCACCCAAGAGGUCAUAGAAUCUUUGUCAGCCACACAAGAUUCUCCCAAAUUACCAGCUCCUUCACCACUUUGUCCAGAGGCAGAAGAACCUCUGACAUAUACACAAUCCAUUUCUAAGAGUUCAGAAUCUGUGCCAGAGACUCCAGAAGCUUUGGCAUCUGUUUUAGGGUCUCUGUGUCUUUUGAAACCCAAUGAAGGUGCUCUGGGCCCUUUAGUAUCUGAACAAGGGAUCCUGAGAACACCAGCAUUUCCCCAGGAAAGUCUAGAACUUUCUCAACCAGCCCAAGGGCCUCUAAAACCUGUGCCAUCUCCCCCAGUAACCAUGGGUGCUUCCUUUUCAACAGAGUUUCAGGGACUGUCCCUUUGUGCAGAAGGGGACAUUAUCCCUACCCCUCCUCAUGAAGAUGUCUGGAGAAAUUCCUCUUAUCACAAGAAGAGCCCUAGACGUUUCAAAUCUAACCAAAGCAUAUUGAAACAUGUCCCAUUUCCUGAAGGGGAUAUCAGAUACUGCCUUUCAGACCUUGAUGCCUUAAAAUGUAUCUCUUCUGCCGAAAGUAGCCUCACAUCUUCCAAGUAUGCAGAAAAGGAAUCCAGUCCUACCUCUACUCCUCAAAGGAGCAUCUCCCCCUUGAAAUCAUCACAAUUGAGUUUCAGAUCUAGUAUCCUUUGUAAAAAAGGUCUCAGUCAUUCUCCUCCUCCAGGAGAUUGCCCCACACCUUCUAAAUUGCGGAAAACAAGACCAAGCCCUUCCUCUGUCGAUCAAGAGAGCCUGAAAUCUGUACGCUCAAAACAUGCGGGCUGGAAACACUGCCAUUCUUCCAAAAUGUGGGUAAGAGCUUGCAAAUCUAAGAAAAGAGGUGUAAAGCUUAAAACUGUGACUAACAUAAACUUCGCCACUUCUGAUUCUGCUAAAGGAGCCUGCAGAUGCUCACCAUCUUAUGAGGUGGGUCUCAGAAGUCCCCUACCAAACCAAGGCAUUCACAGACCAUCCAAGUCUACUGAAACCCCAUCAGAAAAAGCCCCUUCUGACCAAUGGGACACCCAAGCUUCCAAUUCAGAGCAUGAGGUUGGCAAGCCAUCCUCCAUCCCUACAGAAGAGUGCAUGCGAACAACUGUUUCUCAUGAAGACAGCCUCAGGCAUCCCACCUCUCCUCAUGAGAUUCCCAGACACGCUACUUCUACCAGAAGAAAACAGAGGAAAGCCUCUCUUACCCAAGGAGCCCUGCAAACUUCCCCUACAGAUCAAGAAUGCAUUGAGUCAUCUUGA
Molecule: messenger RNA, 1491 nt
Organism: Mus musculus (house mouse)
Lineage: Eukaryota; Metazoa; Chordata; Mammalia; Rodentia; Muridae
Gene: Srsx
Product: serine-rich, secreted, X-linked
Exons: 1
Coding region: 196-1491 (431 amino acids)
Source: RefSeq, a predicted model, not a curated record